GCAUCGGAAUCAAAGUCCUUCCAUUUCUCCUUUCUCUAGCUUCGGUCCCGUCCCCCGUGCACGUCUUUAUUGCUGCCUGUUCGCGUCUCCCCUUGGUGUGUGCGUAUUUUCUAGACUCUCCCAGGCCCUCCCACCAUUGCAUACCCCUGCACCUCCACAGUCUCUUUUAGUUUCAUUCAACAACAAAAGAUAAUCGAAAAUGUCCAACGCAGAUCCCACCACGCCUGACAUUGCUGAGGACUACAACCUGUCCUUGCAUAUCGGAGGUCUUUUUGCCAACAUGGCUGCUAGUACAUUGGGUGUGCUGCUCCCAAUCCUUUUUGCCUACACAAACUUCAAUGCCCGGACCACGUCUCGCAUCCACUCCGUGAUCCAGACAGCGCGCACGUUCGGUUCCGGCGUCAUCUUGGCUACAGCCUUCAUCCACAUGCUACCCUCGGCCUUUAGUAACCUUUCUGACCCCAGUCUGCCUGAAGUCUUCCAAGAGGGUGGCUACACUGGCUGGGCAGGUUUGAUUGGUAUGCUCUCAGCAAUGCUCCUCCACUUGCUCGAGUUCUCAGCCACGCAGCGGUUCUUUAACCGUGCCAAGGAGCUGAAGCAGAAGCGUGGACAGCAGUCUGGCCGCGUUCAUGCUGUAGACCGCUUGCAAGACCUCGACGGGGACGAGAAGAAAGUGUCCGACACCGACAGUCUCGAAGCGGGCAACCGCGGCUAUGCUGUUGAUGCCCACCUUAGCCGACCAGAUGCUGCCGACCCCUGUGUGCAUGUGGGACAUGUCCAUGGCGGAGAGAUCCUACUGGUCAACAAGAACAACCAAGACCAGCACUUGGACCAGCACCAGCAGCACACACACGCGGACUCGACCAACGUCACCCUCAUUGGUAGUGAGGAGGAGCAGCAGCUCGAAGUGAAACAAGAGAACCGGUCCCGUGAGAUUGGAACCUACAUUCUCGAAUUCGGUAUCGCAUUGCACUCGGUUAUCAUCGGUAUCUCGCUCGGCACGACCGUCGGCGCUGAGUUCGUAUCACUGCUCAUCGCGUUGUUGUUCCACCAGUUCUUUGAGGGUGUCGCUCUGGGCGGUCGUAUUGCCUCUCUCAACUUCUCGCGUCGCUCCAUGAGUCCCUGGUUGCUGUCGGCCUGGUUUGCAGUCAGCACGCCUGUGGGUAUUGCCAUCGGCAUCGGUAUCAGGACAACCUACGACGGAGAGUCGGUCACGGCACUGAUUGUCCAGGGCGUGUUCGAUUCAUGCUCUGCGGGUAUCUUGCUGUACACCGCCAUGGUCCAGCUCAUGUCGACCGAGAUGAAUGCGAAUCGUGCGUUCAGGGAGGCCAGCUUCCGUCACCAGGUCAUCCAUUUUACUGCACUUUGGUUGGGUGCAAUGGCCAUGGCUAUUGUCGGCAAGUGGGCCUAAAGGAUGACUUGGCCACCCUUUUUUUUUUCAUAGUUUAGGAUAAUGCCUCCCUCCCUCCCUCCCUCCCUCUCUCCUACUACUGCUCUUUUAUUUUCUCACGAU
Messenger RNA from Gamsiella multidivaricata, 1513 nucleotides. Its product is annotated as Zinc/iron permease. Bases 200 to 1411 code for a protein of 403 amino acids. The transcript is spliced from 2 exons. Gene Ontology annotation, cellular component: plasma membrane. The record is from RefSeq and is a predicted model, not a curated record. Gene Ontology annotation, molecular function: zinc ion transmembrane transporter activity. Gene Ontology annotation, biological process: zinc ion transmembrane transport. NCBI's taxonomy places the organism in Eukaryota, Fungi, Mortierellomycota, Mortierellomycetes, Mortierellales, Mortierellaceae.